CAAACUCCUUCUUCCUUGGGUGUGUGUGUGAGAGAGAGACAGCGAGAGGCAGGUUUGACAGACUGAGGGUUCUGUAGGACUGCCCUGUUUAGUUGUGAAAAUGGUCCUGUUAAAAACAUGUAAUUUCAGAAAUGAAAAUGAAUAUGGAGGACCAAUAGACUUACAAUAAGUGAUUAGAAUCAGGACCAGAACAUGUGGAUUAACAUUGUGUUGGCCUGUUUGCAUCUGUUAUAAGUAGGAUUUAAACCUGGGAAUAUUGUGCAUACAAGUUUUGCUUUGUUUACAGUAUGAAUGCAGUACUGGACAGUGCCUUGCACAGAUUGAAGAGGAGUGGACUCUCUCCUGUACACUCUUCCACCGAUCCUUGGUUAGUAUUGAAAUGUUCCCAUAGUUCCUUCAAUUCAAUAAUGGACACCACUGCUGAAAAAUUACUAUAAGAACCCAUGACUAACCUCACAUCAUGUGGACCAGGUGAUAGGCUACACAUCCCAUAAUGUUGUGUACGAGUAGGACAAGACAUGAGUGGCAACCACAGAAGGUAGAGCUGACAACAAUUAGAACAUUGGUUUACUUUGAGGGCCACCCUGAGCCUGAUUUAAUUUGAUGGAACUAUCCCCUACCAACCAGACCUCAACAUUGACAGGGUGGCUGGGGGAAGUGGUACAAACUCCAUCAGUAAAGAAAAAAACCUAUAAAGAAUAAUACAUUAAAAAAACAUUGACAUCUACAAGACAACGUUGAUGAUCUGGAAUUUUAUAUAAACUGAAACAAUAUUGGGUCUGGGAAACUCUGAUAUUGAUCAGUUUUGCAGUCCUAGCUUCAUCACAUAACAAUAGUCUGUCAUUAUCAUGUGUGAAUGUUGCUGUUUCUUAAUAAUCUACUGUGAAAGCCACUUGCCACAGCUGACAUCCCUCUGUGAAAAAUAAAGUUAUUAUAUUGUAUUAUUUUAUUUUCUAUCAGUUACACUGCAUUCUAGAAUUAUAUUAUAUUCUCGUGGCUGUACCUAAAAGUGACUUAGUUCACAACAACUGUCUUAUCUAGGCUUGUGGUUCCCAACCUUUUUUGCUUACUGUACUACCAACUAAAUUUUGCUCUGCCCGGAGUGCCCCUGAAGUAUACCCUCGUGGGCAUUUUACCAGUAAGCCUAUGGUCUCAUGAGUCUUCUUAAGUAUCCCCUGUGGAUAGGCCAAGUACCCCCGGUUGGGAACCACUGAUCUAGGCUAUUUUCAUCCUUAAUUUGACCACCUAACUACUGCCAUCACCAUCAUGAGUGCAGCCAGGAUAGUCAUGGCUAGAACAAAUCCAGCUUUGGUAAAUUAAGGUCAAAAGGUCAUGUGUUUUGCAUUUUACCUAACCCUAACACUUUUUCUCACCUUAACCUAAUUAUCCUAACCUGCUAAGUUAAUUAUUCUAACCUGCUGCAUAAGCCCUUCUAACCAUGACCCCAGGAGAGGAGAGAGCAACUCCCAGCCAAAGCAAACUUGUGUUGGCUUGGACGGUUUCUAGGGAACCUGUUGCUAUCAACAACGUGGAUCAUAAAACACCAAGGUCAGUUCUUUGCUCCAAUCACAGAUCAGCAAAGUUUUGAAUCAGCCAAUCACCUAUCAGAAUGCUAGUCUACCGGAAGAAUGGUGUUUUGGAGGAAGCUUUGCCUGUUGAAUGAAAUGCUAGCAAGCUAAGUAAAAUAUAUUUAACAAUAUACAUAAUCUACCAGUUCGAGGAAUAUUGGGGUUUUCACAUGGUGAGUGACUUCUGAUGUUAACGCUACAGUAGAUACUUCAACUUAUUUUUAGCUAAUCAAUUUGUCCACAUCUUAGCAGAAACUCUGUUUAGCCAAAUAGCUAGCUAGCUAACGCUACCAGGCCAUUUCAUAUGGUAUCUACUAAAUUUCAUAAGCUACGUAUCUAUCUAUCUUGCUAGUAUAAUGUCUAUCUAACUAACUACUUAUAUUUUGAUUGACGGACAAUCUCCUACUAAACAAGAAUCACAUCUGACAGUGAAUCAACCCCACCUUGUUUGUUUACACUUGCCCCAAUUUCCUUGAUGUUUGUGAUGUACCCAGGGAAACUGUCCCUUAUCAAGGCCUGCUUUGCACCAUUUACUCUGUUUCAGACAGUGCCUCCCUUUGAAAAAGUCUCCUUGACUGGGUUUGUUUGAAGGUGUGGUAGUGCUGGGCCACAAUAGAAAGGUUGAGCUGAUGAGGGAGUUAUUUUGUGGCCUUUGCGUAGUUGACACACAGCUUUUUUUACUACAGAAAAAAGCACUGAGAACCCGAUCAAUCUCACCACCCCUACAUGUGCACGUGAAUGAGACCACGCCUGUGCAUGUGCAUGUGAAGAAGAGUAGGAGCCCUGCCAGGACACCACAGGGUAAGACUAAGGGCGAUGGAGGGAACCUGCGACCUACUGCAAAGGUCAAGACACGGGUGCCGUGGAUACCGCCUGGGAAGGCCUCCAUACGGGAUGCCUCCUACAAAUGGGAGGGGCCGACUCAUCGUCUGGAGAUCACAACAUUACCUCAGCCCGAGAUCUCCCACUCUCCGCUGCGAUUUGCCGACCUCUCGUCAGAGGAGGAGGAAGUGCUGCAUGGACGAAUCAACCAGUACGAGAGGAAGAUUGACAGCCUGAUGACUGAGGUGGAGCUACGAAGGAAGGAGCAGCUGCUGGAGCGGCAGUCUGAGAAACUUAGCGCCUCCCAGCGUGUCAUUGAGGAGCAGGAGGAGGAGCUGGCCGAGGUGGCCAAUGAGCUGGAGGUCACGGAGAGGGAGAACUCCCGCCUGCGCCACUCCAUGGAGAAGAUGCUGGACGAGAGCGACUGCACCAGCAGACUAGAGAGGUCUAUGGAGUCGAUGCAGCUGGAGAAGGACACUCUGCUCAGGAAGUUGAUGGAGGCUGAGAUAGAUGGGACAGAGGCUGCAAUACAGGUGUCAGCCCUCAGAGAGACCGUCACUAAGAUGAGGAGUGUCAGCACCAGCAGGAUGUCUGGGACUGAGUCUUCCCUCCUGGCGAUUCAGAAGGAGCUGCUGCUCCAGAAACUGGAGACGUUUGAGGCCACCAACCGCACGCUGCGCCACCUACUGAGGGAACAGCACGGACGUGAGCUGGAAUCCACGAUGAUGUCAGAACAGAAAGAUGUACUUCUGAAGAGGCUUACAGACACAGAGGCAGAAAACUCGAAUAUUGUGGUGAAACUGCAAGAGAAAAAGAGGGAGGUGAAGCAACUGACUACGCUUCUGGACACAGAGAAGGAGAAUGCUAAGACCACAGGCGAACUGUCUAAAGUGCUGGAGUCUACUCGGGCCCACUUGCAGAGCCAGUUACGCAGCAAAGAGGCUGACAACAACCGCCUUGCUGUGCAAAUCAAGAACCUGGAGCGGGCGGCCAGUCAGCAGCAGGAAGAGAUGGGUCACCUGCUGGAGCAGUUGCGGGGUCUGAAACUACAGGCGGAGGCCGACAAAGAGGACCUAAAGAGGGCCACACGGGCCCAGAAACACCGGGCUGAACGCAGCGAAGAUACCGCCGGGCAGCUCAGCACCCAGCUACUGGAUGUGAAGAACCAGAUGGCAGAGGCCCUAUCAGCAGCAGAGAACUGGCGUGGUCACCACGCCCAGGAAAUGAAGGACAAGACUCAGCUAGAGAUGGAGGUCUCAGUCCUCAACAGCCGAAUGUCAGACCUGACACAGCAGCUCCAUGGGAGAGAGGACAAGGGCCGGGCCGAGAGAGAGGGGCUCCUGGACCGCCUACACAGUCUCACCACAGAGGGCACCCACUGCAGGCUACAGAACCAGAGCCUCAAGGCCAGGUUAUCUGCUGUAGAAGAGAAGCUGGCUCUGUCCCAGUCAGAGGUACAACAAGUCAAAGCCUCUGUGAAGCAAUACGAGAGCCUGGUAAACAGCUAUAAGACCCAGGUGGUGAAGACGCGGGCGGAGGCGGACGAGUACUGUGCCAGGCUGGGACAAACGGAAUGCGAGGCACGGGAGGUCCGGGACCAGAUGGAGAGGGAGUUGGAGGUGGUGCGUAGGGAGCUACUGGGCCGGCUGACAGAGCUGGAGCCUCUUCCUGAGGCACUGCGGCGCUCCGAGGUCCUACUGGAGGAAGCUCAGGACAGGGAACAUGCCCAGGAGAGACACAGCACCGAGCUGACCACUGCCCUGGCCGACCUGCACAUGAAGGUGGAGCAACAAGGCACCCAGGUGGAGCUGGUGAGAGUGAAGAACUCGGUCCUGUUGGAGGAGAACAAACAGCUGCAACACCGUGUGGAGAGUCUGGAGAGGAAGUUGGAGGAGGCCACCAGUCAAAACAGGGACCUGGCGGGGGUGAUCGCCAAGCGGGAGGAGACCAUACACAGCAACCAUCUCUGUCUGGAGGAGAAGUCCCGUGAGUGCACCCACCUGACCCGCCAGCUGGAGGAGGCUUUAGAAGACGCCCGACUACAGGUGUCCAACACCCGGGAGCGUGCGUCCACCAAAGAGCGCUCCACCCAGUCCAAGGUGGUGGACCUACAGACACAGUUGAGCAGGACCGCCACAGAACUCACCACCCUACGCCGUAGCAAAGAGGAGGUGGAGCGGCGUUACCAGUCGCGUCUGCAGGAUGUGAAGGAUCGUCUGGAGCAGUCAGACAGCAUCAACAGGAGUCUGCAGAACUACGUCCAGUUCCUCAAAGCAUCCUAUGCCAACGUGUUCGGCGACUUAGCCCUCACCAGCUCUCUGCGGGCCCCCUCUCCUAUCUGAGGGAACCAUCCCCAAAGAUUCUUUCAGAACACACACACAGACACACACACCUGUCUCAUCUGAGGGUACUCUGUCCAAACACACACUUAUUUAUCCAGGUCCAUUUUCAGAGGGCUCUUUUCAUCUAUAUGAAAUAUGUGGAUUUUGAGUGUGUAUAUGUUACAAUUAUACAAUAUCAAUAUGGCUAUAAUAUAUACAUUUUUUCAAGAAAGGAAAGUGCUGUUUGCAGACAUUAAUAGUUUACACAGUCUUCACUUCCAGCUUGGACAAGUACACCCAAACACGCUUCAGGCCAGCUAAAACAGAAAAGGAAUCAUCUGAGGGACUUGGAAAUCCCCAAAAAACACUCCUUACCCCAGGACACUUUAACUAGUGACUAUCAGGGAGAAUAUAGAAAAAGGAGCAUUCUGUUUCUGGGUAAAACUGAUAGAUUUAUUGAUGGGACAAAAAAACAAUAGGCUUACGUUUAGGCAUAAUUCACCUUCAUCAGAGCCUGACUCCCGGAAAGUCAGUAGUUGAAUAAUAUAUGCCAUUUAGCAGUCGCUUUUGGGUGGCCCCGGGAAUCAAAUCCACAACCCUGGCAUUGCUGACACCAAUCUCAACCAACUGAAGUGUGCUGGGAUAAGGAAUGUUUGGUGGAUUUACUUCCUGUUUGUCUACAGUAAUUGUUACAGUUGUCCUAUAGUUGUUGAUGUCCUACUAAGUCCAUUAUGUUUUAACCUCUACGGUUUAUGAUAUCUCAGCAAACUGUAUCAUUCUGUGCUGUACCCUACUGUACAACACUAUAUAGCUAGCCACCCACCUAACAAAUGUACUGUACCAAACCAUAGCUGUCCAGCUACCCUGUCGCGUAGCUGUCAUAUACAGCCUCCGUCUAUUUAUCAUCUUAUCAUGUUACAGAAUUGUUCCAUUGGUGCUAUGAUUGAUUAGCCUGGUCCCAGAUCUUUUUGUGCUAUCAUGUUAAGUCAUUGUUAUGUUUGGCGUGACAAGGAGCGGCAUGUUGGCACAAACAGAAUGGUACCCAGGCUAAUGAUUGGUGCUAUCUGCUAACCAAGGCCAUAUCAAUGAAACUAAUGAUUUAGUUUGGGUUGUUUUUACUGUUUAUUUGGGUCAGUAGGAGUUGAUGUGUUCUUGGCGAUAAUUGUAAUAGUUGUACUUCUACUUUAAAUAUGAAAUAGAAUAUAUAUAUUUUUCAUACUUUAAUAAAAUUAUUUAAUAUACCUUGAAA
Molecule: messenger RNA, 5960 nt
Organism: Salvelinus fontinalis (brook trout)
Lineage: Eukaryota; Metazoa; Chordata; Actinopteri; Salmoniformes; Salmonidae
Product: outer dense fiber protein 2-like
Exons: 18
Coding region: 2198-4732 (844 amino acids)
Biological process (GO): regulation of cilium assembly
Cellular component (GO): centrosome
Source: RefSeq, a predicted model, not a curated record